Messenger RNA from Aspergillus melleus, 615 nucleotides. Its product is annotated as blue light-inducible protein Bli-3. The transcript has 3 exons. The record is from RefSeq and is a predicted model, not a curated record. Lineage: Eukaryota; Fungi; Ascomycota; Eurotiomycetes; Eurotiales; Aspergillaceae. The coding region runs from base 1 to 615 and encodes 204 amino acids.
AUGGCUUCCUCCAACAUCCAGUCCGCAGACCCCUACAAGGAGAAGAGUCUUGAAGACCCCCCUCUCGCCCAGAAGAUCGAGGAUCUAGUCGACUUCAUCUCCGAGACGAAGUUCGGCAUGCUCACGACCAAGGCUUCGGAUUCGGAUCUCCUGACAUCGCGAUGCAUGGCCCUAGCUGGAAAAGAACACGGCGGCAUCGACCUAAUCUUCCACACGAACCUCUUCUCGGGCAAGACGCUCGACCUAAGCAUCCACCCCCAAGAAACCAACAUGUCCUUCCUCGAUCCCGUCAGCGGCUCCUGGGCCUCCAUUUCCGGCACCGCGUCUAUCGUCGCCGACCCCGCCGUCGUCAAGAAAUACUACUCGCCGACCCUGCCCGCCUGGUUCGGCGACCUGGGCGACGGCGUGCAUGAUGGCGGUCCGAAUGAUCCGCGCAUCGGGGUUAUCCGGCUGGAGGCGAAAACGGUGACGCAUAUGGCGGCGCGGAAGGGAUUGUUGGGGCGCACGAUCACGACGAUCAAGGGCGCCGCGCAGGGCGAUGUGCCGGCGAUCAAUAGUCUGAGGGAGUUUACGAAGGAGGAGUUGGAGGAGUGGCGUCGGACACACAAGGCCUAG